This is a messenger RNA of Gaeumannomyces tritici R3-111a-1, 1042 nucleotides long. RefSeq lists its product as hypothetical. The coding region runs from base 59 to 1042 and encodes 327 amino acids. The record is from RefSeq and is a predicted model, not a curated record. The transcript has 6 exons. NCBI's taxonomy places the organism in Eukaryota, Fungi, Ascomycota, Sordariomycetes, Magnaporthales, Magnaporthaceae.
GCCCUUUGCCAUCGCAACCGCCGUUGUAGAAUCGAUUGCAGUCGUAUACAUUCGAGCGAUGAUCUCGGGUAGUGGGUCGUUCGACAUAAACGACAUGAUAGUGCUUACCAAGCUCAACAUCGGGCCCGUGUCGGCCAUUUACAGCGUCUCCAUGGCGCUACUCAAGGCCUCGAUCCUGGUGCACCUCCUCAACUUCACCCGCUCCCCCAGCAUCAGGGCGGCCGCCUACGUCGUCAUGGCGGUCAUCGCGGUGCAGUCGGCCGUCUUCAUCGGCGGCGGUGCCGCCUGCGCGUCGGGCGUGAACCGGAUCGCCGACCUGGUGUCGUUCGUGGGUGUUGCUGGCGUCCUGCCGCCGCCGCCCUGCAGGCCCCUCUCCAAAAUCGUCAUAGGCAGCUCCACCGUCAACGUCGUCGUCGACCUUGCCAUCCUGACGAUGCCCAUUUUGAUCCUCCGCCCGCUGCAGAUGCCGACGCGCACCAAGCUGCAGGUCGCCGGUGCGCUCGCUGCCGGCGGAUUGGUGUCGGUUGCCGCCAUCUAUCGGACCUUCCUGUCCUUUGUCCUGGCAGACCACUCGGACAUCACCCACUGGACGUCUGUGGCAAUCUGGACGACCAUCGAACUGUGGUGCGCAGCGGCGUGCGCCUGCCUGCCAUCACUGAGGCCCUUCACUCUAGCCCUCGGGCGAUCGUGGGCUGGCAGACAUCACCGCGGCCCCGGAAGCGACUUGCAGUCAUACCCAGAACCGAGGGAGGCAUCCGGCGUGAGGUUCGUCAAGCUGGCGGAUGUGGAGGACAAGGCCCCGGCCGCGGAGACGGGGGCCGCCGGCGCGGAUUUACCCGACUACCUUGCCCGGUGGGCGCCAUCGGCGCCGCCUGAGGCUGCCGAGGCUUCGAGAGUCCGGCCCUGGGAGCAUGCAGGGACGGAUGUAGAGAUGUGCGCCGGCAGCGGUGUUUCUUCCGAGCACGGGCUUGUCGAGGCUAGCUUGAAACGCGCGGCGGCAAGAUCCACACAGGAAAUCUUCCCCGCUGUGAGCGAGGUGUAG